AGUCUAUUCACUGUUUACUAAUCGAAACUAAAAAACAAAUGAAGAUGUGCAGUGUUUUGUGAAUAUUUAAUGGUAAAAAAUUAAUAAACAUGUAUAUGCUUGUGUUGUUUUUGUAUAUAAUAAAUCAACCGUGCAGUGCACAGAGUAGAAACGAUGUCACAUAUCAAAUAGCUGGUAUUUUCGAACAGGAAGCAAUUACUCAGCGACUAGCAUUCGAUGACAGCAUGAAAGAUGCAAGCUUAGAUGAUUAUAGACUUGAACCGAUUAUUAUACCGCGUUCUAGACCGGAUAUUUACACAACAUGGCGAGAUUUAUGUUCGAACAAAAUGAUGCAACCAAUAGCAAUAGUUGGUCCUCAAAGUCCAUUUAAAAAUACAGCAGUAAUUGACCAGUGUAUUAUUUCCAAAAUUCCGUAUUUACAAGCGACUUGGCAGCCUCCAGAGAUAGAAUAUUUUGAAGAUACAACAGUCGAUAACAGCACUGAAAGUGACGGACAAGAGGAUACGGUAGAUUAUAAGAAAAUGAUCAUUAAUUUUUAUCCCGAUAGCGACGAGAUUUCCACAGCGCAUGCUGCAUUGUUAAAAUAUUACAAAUGGGAAAAUUUCGCUGCUCUUUAUGAGGAUGAAUAUGGUUUAAUGCGUAUACAGAAAAUUUUAGCAGAAUACACAGACCAGUAUCCAGUGACUAUAAGAAAACUUGAACCCGAUGGUGAUAACUAUAAAGUUUUCAAAGAAUUGCAGAACAGUCAAGAAACUCGUUUUUUUAUUGAUUGUCACGUGGAUAAUGUUCUGAAAUACAUGGACAUUAUAAACAUGUUAAAUUUAGAUGACUUUUAUCAGCAUUAUAUUUUCGCGUCACUGGACACUUCGAUCGUAGCUCAUAAGCUUACUGACUACCGAUGUAACAUAACCUGGCUUAGUAUCACAGAAUAUGACAAGUUAAUAGACGCGCAGCACUUCUUAGCCCAGAGAGUUGAACGAUGGGCUAUCAACACAGUUUCACCACCAGUAACUGACAUGCCGGUAUUAAAGUAUUCAUAUUUUAUCACAAUAAGAAA
Papilio polytes (common Mormon) is the source of this 1057-nucleotide messenger RNA. RefSeq names its product glutamate receptor ionotropic, kainate 1-like. The annotation marks the transcript as partial. Lineage: Eukaryota; Metazoa; Arthropoda; Insecta; Lepidoptera; Papilionidae. The transcript is spliced from 6 exons. The record is from RefSeq and is a predicted model, not a curated record.